AUGGAGAAAUGUGGAAUAAUUCUACUGUUGAUGACUAUGUCUGCCUUGCAUCCAGCGACUUGCUACUUGCAUAGUGACAUGACUAGACUAAUCGAGGAUCUUUUCAACGACACAAGAUACAGCAGACUUAUCCGCCCAAUUUAUAACCAGGAUAAAGUGAUGGAGGUCAACAUUACUCCUGGAAUUAUGACUAUUGAAAGUCUGGACUUAACAACGAGUGAGCUUCUUACUAUAAUGUAUAUUCAGAUAUCAUGGAUCGACGAGUUUUUGAUGUGGAAUCCCUUUGAGUAUGGAGGGAUCACAAAGUUACCCGUACCUUACGAAAAACUUUGGAUACCACCUUUAUCACAGUCAAACGGAGCAUUGAAAGAGAAUUCAGGCCAAAUAAUAAAUCCUGGAUUUGCCCCAGUUUUCGUUUUACCUAAUGGAUACGUGCUCCUCGUUACUACAGGAUACUAC
Molecule: messenger RNA, 459 nt
Organism: Ruditapes philippinarum (Manila clam)
Lineage: Eukaryota; Metazoa; Mollusca; Bivalvia; Venerida; Veneridae
Product: acetylcholine receptor subunit alpha-like
Exons: 2
Biological process (GO): chemical synaptic transmission; regulation of membrane potential; monoatomic ion transmembrane transport
Cellular component (GO): neuron projection; membrane; synapse
Molecular function (GO): neurotransmitter receptor activity; transmembrane signaling receptor activity; extracellular ligand-gated monoatomic ion channel activity
Source: RefSeq, a predicted model, not a curated record